This is a messenger RNA of Symbiodinium sp. CCMP2456, 858 nucleotides long. NCBI's taxonomy places the organism in Eukaryota, Dinophyceae, Suessiales, Symbiodiniaceae. The record is from the annotation of a GenBank genome assembly.
AUGAUGACCAGGCUGUUACUGCGUCACAAAAGCCCCUUGAGGCUGCAAUCCGGGCUCUUCUCCACGGAAAUUCGCAAGCAAGUUGCUCCAAUGGUGAAGUUCCAGCAGAACGCUUAUUGCCCCGAGUGUGGAAAGCACGUCACCCAUGGUGAUGUGGAAAAGAUGCGUGAGGCUUGUUCACGAAUGUGGCGAAAGUUCAUGCGGUUGGACGACUCUCACUGCCCAUUGUUUCGCAUCUGCGAUGUGAAGAUUCGUGAGGGUGAGGUGAAGCGACCGGGCCUUUGGGAGAGGAUGCCGGUGAUCAAAGGCCCGCAGGCCGCAGGUUUGCUUCUUUGCUGCAGCUCUAGCUUCAGUUUUGGGGAAGCCGUGGUGGCAAGCCUGGACGAGUUUGUUGAGAAGGGCCAGCUGGAGUGCCUCAACGAAGACAAGGAGCACCCGGUGCUCAACAUUUUGGACCCCAGUCCGGACACGGCCCUCCGCUCGGACGAGAACACAGACCAUCAGCUCCUGCUCAAGGUGCAGUUCCGGGUGCCGGUGAAGCUCCAGAGCGUGCGGAUUCUGGGCUCUUCCGAGGACGGCACGGCACCACAGGCCGUGAAGCUCUUCCUGGACAAGGUGAACAUGGGCUUCGAAGAUGCAGACGAAGAAGCCGUGCAGGAGCUCACCCUAGGUCCUGAGAAUGUUGACGGCGGCGAGGCCUGUCAGCUUCGUUUCGUAAAGUUCCAAAAUGUGUCUAGCUUGCAGAUCUUCUUUCAGGAGAACUUCGGGGCCCCUGUGACGAGGGUGAGCCGCCUGGAGUUCCUGGGCCAGCCGGCCUCCAGCAUGGACAUGAAGGACUGGAAGCCGGUGAAGGGCUGA